AACAACCAACAAUCAACAAUCAACAACCAACAAUCAAACCAAGUCCGAUACAUGAACAACCAAGAUCACCAACCACCCUUCAACCUCGCACUCGGCAUCUCGAUCGGACUACUAGCCUCAUUCAUCCAAUCACUCGGACUCACCAUCCAACGCAAGUCUCAUCUACAAAACGAUCGACUACCUCCUUCUAGCAGGAAACCCGACUAUGCUAGACCAGUCUGGCUCAUCGGCUUCACCAUCUACUUCUCAUUCAACAUCCUUGGGUCCAUCUUCCAAAUCGGAACACUACCCCUCAUCAUCCUCGGCCCACUCGGUGCCAUCUCACUACUCUGGAAUGCCAUCCUAGCCAGACUACUGCUUGCCGACCGAUUCUCUCUCCAUCUGAUCUUCGGCACUAUCCUCAUCGGACUAGGCGCACUACUCAUCGGGCUCUACGGACUCCUGCCAGACCAAUCGGCCAGCCACGACCUCGACCAACUCAUCUAUCUCUACUCUCGUACCCCAUUCUUGGUCGAAAUCAUCAUCCUCAUCCUCACCUUCUCCAUCAUCUGCUCAUUCGCCCAUCUCUACGAGUUUCGUCUCAACCAAUCACUCGAAACGAUCUCGCUCCUCACCAUCUCGCCCACUCCAACUCCACCCGACCCAUCAAACCUCAACCUCAAUAACAGGCUCCCCAAUCAAACUAAUGAUCCACCUCACUCGAGGCAUUCACUCAAUCUAAUCCCAUCUCAAUCUAUCACCUCACAUGGCUCACUGAGAAAGAAGAAGAUUCAUCAUCAUCAUCAUCAUCAUUAUCCGGCCUAUCGACCACGCUCACUCAGUAGCCCUACUCAUCAAAAUCAUCCCCUCUCUCUAUCAUUUCCUCACCAACCUAUCGAUAUCAUCGAUUCACAUAUCCCACUCACCCCACCCUUCAGCAAAAAGCGGCACCAGCGCCCCUCACGCCCCUCACGUACUCUCAAACGUGCCAAUUCGACUUACUCAUCCGGCCCAGUCCAGCUGUCCAUCGACAAGGAUGAGACUGGGGGCUGUCAGGGUCUACUUUCAAGCCAAAAGAUCGACAAACUGAAACUGCUCAUCGGCAUCGCCUACGGAUCUACCUCAGGCACACUCUCAGGGAUCUGUCUCUUGUUCGCAAAGACGGGGGUUGAACUGCUGAUCAGAAGUCUGACCGGAGCGGUGAACGAAUUCUACAAGUUCCAAACCUGGCUCAUCCUCCUCGUCCUCCUCAUCUCAGCCCUCCUUCAACUCUGGUACCUCAACAAAGCCCUAAGACUCGUCAAUCCCACCCUGAUCUGUCCUCUGGCCUUCUGUUUCUACAAUCUAUCAAGCAUCAUCAGCAGUCUGGUUUACUACGACCAAGUCAAACUCUUGAGUGCCUUCCAAAUCUUUGCCAUCUCGCUCGGUACGAUCAUCCUAUUAGGAGGGGUAUGGGUAGUCAGCAUUGGAACAAACAAGACCAGCUCAAAGCAUACCUCAGAAGAAGAGGAGGGUUUGGAGGAGGAUGGGCGAUCGAGUCAUGGUUCGGUUGUGGACGAGGACGAAGUGACGCCCUUGUUGCCUUCCUCAUCGAGGAUAGGAGGGAUGGAUGACGAUGGCGACGGAGAGGAGCCAAUAGUCUGUACGGAAGAUCCGGAGGGGAUCGAUGAUUCCUUCGACUCUCCCGACCGCGCUGCCCACUCUUACUCCCACAGAAACGCGCUCCUCCAGUCCUCCUCAGGCUCUUCCUCCCCCAUCAAUCCUCGCAGAUCCUCUCAUCCUUUCGACACUCUCAUUCGUCAGUUCCUAGUCGAAGGCGAAGUGACUCCUGUUAGAGGCUUCAGUAUCGGCUUGGGCGCCGCCUCUCCCGGUUUUGCUAUUCGGCCCAAAAAACGUCGGAAGAAUACCGAAAACGUGGGGAGAUCUAGUCUCACUGAUUGGAGAUCUAACGAUCAUUUAGAUGAUUGUCAACAAUACCAACAGCAGCAGCAACAACAACAACGACAACAUCAAAAUCAAAAUGAGCACCAGCAGUAUGAAUCCCAAGACCAACAGCAGCAAGAGGACCAUCUACCACAAGUACAACAACAGCCUCCGCGUCUAAGUAUUGGCACAGACACUAACCGGCUCAUCACCCCUGACACUUGCCAGCCUUUUUCCUCCUCUGCCUCUUCCUGCUCAUCUUAAAAUCCAAGCAACCCUCCUUUGUCCCACCUAAUCCUGCUUCAAAUCUCCAUCCCCCCUUUCUCUUGUCACAGAGAACCAGGAAGAGUGUGUGGGCGUGUAUAGAAGUGUGUUCAUUGCCAGACAAAAAAAGAAGAGUUGGCUUAAUAUCUCAGAUCUUCUUAGUGUUGUUGUUAAUUAUUACUCCUUAGACUUUCCUUUCUUUGUGUUGGUUUAUGUUGUUUUUUUUUUCUUUUGCUCUCUGUUGUGUUUGAGUAUAAGGUUUAUAUAAAUAAAUGAACUUGAGUGUUGUUAUUUUUAGGGCCUUGAUAAAAAAAUGUGGGUUUUCGGUGUUUAGACACGGUUUCUGCUGCGCGCAGCAGACACGGUUUCCGCGUUUGGACGUGUUUUUUUAAUUAAUUUUUUUUGCCAUUAAUUUUGGGCCUUGAUAAAAAAACCCGC
This is a messenger RNA of Puccinia graminis f. sp. tritici CRL 75-36-700-3, 2604 nucleotides long. RefSeq lists its product as uncharacterized. NCBI's taxonomy places the organism in Eukaryota, Fungi, Basidiomycota, Pucciniomycetes, Pucciniales, Pucciniaceae. Bases 52 to 2166 code for a protein of 704 amino acids. Gene Ontology annotation, biological process: magnesium ion transport. The record is from RefSeq and is a predicted model, not a curated record. Gene Ontology annotation, molecular function: magnesium ion transmembrane transporter activity. Gene Ontology annotation, cellular component: membrane. The transcript has 2 exons.